Lepus europaeus (European hare) is the source of this 2444-nucleotide messenger RNA. It is a transcript of the gene SLC17A9, whose product is annotated as solute carrier family 17 member 9. Gene Ontology annotation, cellular component: membrane. Gene Ontology annotation, molecular function: transmembrane transporter activity. NCBI's taxonomy places the organism in Eukaryota, Metazoa, Chordata, Mammalia, Lagomorpha, Leporidae. Gene Ontology annotation, biological process: transmembrane transport. The transcript is spliced from 13 exons. The record is from RefSeq and is a predicted model, not a curated record. The coding region runs from base 32 to 1324 and encodes 430 amino acids.
CCGGCCACGCUGUCCCCGCGCCGUGAGCUCGAUGCAGCCGCAGGACGAGGCCCGCAGGGACAUGGCUGAGGAGGCCCGGUGGUCCAGGCCCGAGUGCCAGGCCUGGACAGGGGCCCUGCUGCUGGGCACCUGCCUGCUGUACUGCGCCCGCGCCAGCCUGUCCAUCUGCGCUGCCACCAUGAGCCAGGACUUUGGCUGGAACAAGAAGGAGGCCGGCAUCGUCCUCAGCAGCUUCUUCUGGGGCUACUGCUUCACGCAGGUGGCAGGCGGCCACCUCGGGGACCGCAUCGGGGGGGAGAAGGUCAUCUUGCUGUCGGCCUCCGCCUGGGGCUGCCUCACAGCCGCCACCCCGCUGCUCAGCCGUCUCGGCAGCGCCCACCUGGUCUUCAUAACCUUCUCGCGUGUCCUCACGGGCCUGCUGCAAGGGGUCUACUUCCCCGCCCUGACCAGCCUGUUGGCCCAGAAGGUGCGGGAGAGCGAGCGGGCCUUCACCUACAGCACGGUGGGCGCCGGCUCCCAGCUCGGGACGCUGGUAACUGGGGCCGUGGGCUCCCUGCUGCUGGACUGGUACGGCUGGCAGAGUGUCUUCUACUUCUCCGGAGGCCUCACCUUGCUCUGGGUGGGUUACGUGUACAGGUACCUGCUGAGUGGAAAAGACUGCGGGGCCCUGGGCGGCCCGCCAGCAGCCAGGCCGUCCAAAGUGCCCUGGAGACAGCUCUUCCGCAAGCCUUCGGUGUGGGCAGCGGUCCUCUCCCAGCUCUCCUCAGCCUGCUCCUUCUUCAUCCUCCUCUCCUGGCUGCCCACCUUCUUCCAAGAGACCUUCCCCCACUCCAAGGGCUGGGUCUUCAAUGUGGUGCCCUGGCUGGUGGCGGCUCCCACCAGUCUGCUCAGCGGUUUUCUGGCUGAUCGCCUCAUCAGCCAAGGUUACAGAACCAUCACUGUGCGCAAGUUCAUGCAGGUGAUGGGCCUCGGCCUGUCGAGCAUUUUCGCCCUGUGUGUGGGGCACAGCUCCAGCUUUCUCAAGUCUGUGGUCUUUGCCUCAGCCUCCAUCGGCCUCCAGACCUUCAACCACAGCGGCAUCUCCGUGAACAUCCAGGACCUGGCCCCAUCCUGCGCCGGCUUCCUCUUUGGUGUGGCCAACACAGCCGGGGCCUUGGCAGGUGUCGUAGGCGUGUACCUGAGCGGCUACCUGAUAGAGACCACAGGCUCCUGGACCAGCCUGUUCCACCUGGUGGCUGCCAUCAGCAACCUGGGGCUGUGCAGCUUCCUGGUGUUCGGACAGGCCCAGAGGGUGGACCUGAGCCCCACCCACGAGGCCCUUUAGUCCGUGACUCACCAGACCCUCCCUCCCUCCCAGAGCUGGCGCCCGCAGCCUCUGGGAGCUGAGGUCCCCAGGAAAAGUGCCAGGGUGGCUCCGGUCUCAGAUGUGAGAGCCAGGAGGAUGCAGAAUACAGGGCGCUGGCACACGGGGAUGGGGCAGGUGCCGGGGCCCAGAGCAGGCUGGGUCAGGGCUAGGCUUGUCCUCUCUCUGCACCUCCGCCUCCCGUCCCCAGGGGCGAUGAUCCCGACCCCCUUACAAGGCUGGCGUGACCGUCAGCUAUGAGUGGCACCCUUGACAGCAACGGCUUCGUCACUCACGCGCUCUGUUCCGCGGGACCCUGGCAUCCCUCUGUGGUGACCCUGUGGGCACUGUCACUGCUGGGCCGCCAGCUGCCGCCUCAGAGUUCCCGACUCUCCUGGCAGCCAGGCCCUCGCUGGUCUCUGGGGACCCCUGAUUUGGCCCCUAUCCUGUGGAUCCUCCAGCAGGUGCACCCUAAGCAGACAGCCGCCUGGGCACCCCUCUGGUCUGAGGCAGCUUCCAGCACCUCUGGGGGGGCGGCUUGGCUGUGCACCCCAGAGCAAGGCGAGCCCCUUGUUCAGUCUUUCUACCUCUUUUUGUGCCUGAGGAGCUGGUGGUUUCAUGAAUGAAUAGUAGAAGCUGCAAGAUGCUGAGAAAAAUGGAGAGUUGUAACAAAGUGCUAUUUAAUAACUAUUGUGCUAUUUAAACAGAAGAUUGAUAUUUUUGUAACACUUUUGUUUUCAAAGAGUGCACAGAGGGCAGGUGUUUGGCUUGCUGGGGGGUUAAGAUUCUGCUUGGGACCCUUGGACCCCUCGAGGCAGUGCCUGGGUUCGAGUCCCAGCUCUUCCACUUGCGAUCCAUCUUCCUUGUUCGUGCACACCCUAGGAGGCACUGAUGGCCAAGUGCUGGGGUCCCUGCCACCCAUGUGGGAGUUCCAAGCUUCUGGCUUCUGCCUGGCCCAGGCCCUGCUGUUAUGUGUGCCUUUGGGGAGUGAAUGGGAAGAGAGAUCUCUCUCUGUCUCCCCACCUUGCAAAUAAAAUGAAAAAAAUAAACAAUGCUUUUAAACAUGAAAGUGUGUUAAAGAUUUUAUGUAACGUAUUCAGGA